Molecule: messenger RNA, 2231 nt
Organism: Rhincodon typus (whale shark)
Lineage: Eukaryota; Metazoa; Chordata; Chondrichthyes; Orectolobiformes; Rhincodontidae
Product: adhesion G protein-coupled receptor E3-like
Exons: 13
Coding region: 1-1587 (528 amino acids)
Biological process (GO): cell surface receptor signaling pathway; adenylate cyclase-activating G protein-coupled receptor signaling pathway
Cellular component (GO): membrane
Molecular function (GO): G protein-coupled receptor activity
Source: RefSeq, a predicted model, not a curated record
AUGUCAGACAAUGCAGAUUUGGAUUCUAUGUGCGGUCUUCAUGCACAAUAUUUCAAAGCAGACGGAGGUCACUACUGUAUGUGUGAGGAAGGGUACGUCUCAACUUCAGGAGAACUCAUCUUUCACAGUCCAACAGAGUGUAGAAGAAAUGUUUCAAAAGUCUUAGAAGAGACAAGAAACCUGGACACGUUUAUUCUUCAACUGAGCCAACAAGAUUUGCAGAAAAUAUCUGUGGUGGAAAUUGCUAAUCUGACAGAGAGAAUUGUCAGCAAGCUGCAAUGGGAGAGCAUGGAGCCUGGCACCAAACACACUGCAGCCUCGAAGCUGCUACAGACCAUGUCCAGUUCAAUGAUGGCCGCAGCCUUGAAUAAACCUAAUGGGACGUUGACAACAUCAACAGAGUCUCUGGAUCUCAAAAUAAAGGUUCACCAUGGAGACAUUUCAGCAAAUGAAAGGUUGAUGUUAAAUGUGAGGGGCAACAACAUGGAACUUUACUGGAGAACAGCCAUUGGACAAAACUAUUCAGGUAUCGCUGCUGUUGGUUUCUUUGCCUACAGCAACCUGGACUCCAUUUUGGAUGGGGAUUUUGUGGAUGAAGAAUGCGGGAAAAGGGAAAAGAUGGGCAUGAACUACUGGAUAAACUCAGAUGUGGUGACAGUGACGACAGCAAAUAUGCAGAAAACCAAAUUGCGCGAACCUGUCAACUUCACCUUGAGACACAAUGAGGAAAUAACGUCUAAGAGAAUUCCAGUUUGUGUCCAUUGGGAAAAUUCAAAGGAGAGAAGCUUCUGGUCUCCUGGAGGCUGCAAGGUGCUUACCUUCUCUCGAAACCGCACAACCUGUGGAUGUUUGCACCUGGCUAACUUUGCAGUCCUGAUGGCCCCUGCUGAAAUGGAGGUGGUAUGUGCUAUAAUAGCAGGGAGCUUGCAUUACCUCUUCCUAGCAGCAUUCGCCUGGAUGUUUUUGGAAGGACUGCACAUUUUUCUCAUCGUGAGAGACCUCCGGAGGGUGAACGUCUCUCAAAAAACAGUGAUCAGGAACGUACAUCUGUACACAGUUGGUUAUGUGCUGCCCGCUGUUGUGCUGGGGAUUUCUGCAGCUAUCAACCCCAAUGGUUUCGGUACAUCACAACACUGUUGGUUACAGUUGGAGAAGGGAUUUAUCUGGAGUUUCCUAGGACCUGUUUGCUUCGUCAUUAUGGUCAACACAAUUCUCCUUAUUUCCAUACUGCUGAUACUGCAGAAACAACUCUCUGGUCUUAACACUAAAGUGUCGAAGAUCAAAGACAAACGGAUGAUGACAUUUAAAGCCUUUGCACAGGUGUUUAUCCUGGGAUGUACCUGGAUUCUUGGCAUGUUUCACUUUGGGAAAGAAACCCCGGUGAUGGCCUAUUUAUUCACCAUUGUCAACAGUUUCCAGGGCACCUUCAUCUUCAUCAUCCUUUGUGUUUUGAAUAAACAGGUGAGGAAAGAAUACCUUCAGUGCUUCAGUGGAGCGAAGAAGCCACAUUUAUGGGCGGAGUCAGCGAGUACAAGUGUGGUGGCAGCAACACUGGGAGAGAUGAGUGCUGUGGAAUCGAAAGUGUAGGAGCCUGAGCCAAUCUGGAGCGUCGCAGUACACAGCUCAUUCUGCAGAUAACACGGCUCUGAUUUCCUGUGAUCGUCCCGAUAAGGAGGAACUUGUCGAAUUAGUUCAGUAGAAAUCUAUGCGAGCAGACAUCGCUUCUAGACGGCUACGUGUGAAAACCUGUGACAACACGACUGAAGGACGGGGAUUGCAAAAACAUUAACUAUCACCAUCUUUCAAGGAAGCUAGAUAAAGGUCUACAUUCAGUGACCUGAAUCUCCUCUGCUGCUUGUGAACUGAUCUGUAUCUUAACUCCUCCUGCCGAACGUGUGACCUUCUGCCCUCAAAAAAUUGGCCAGCAAAAAAUGCAUUGUUGUUGGAUUUAGAGUGAUGAAUUGAACUGGCAUGUGUUACUUUCUGUGUGGGAGAGUUUCACAUUAUCUGUCACCCUUUUGUGUGAAACCACACUCCUUUAAUUUUCUCCGAAAUGAGCUUUCUCUGUUUUUAAACCUCUGAGACUCUGCUCCACCUACGAGACAGGUUUCUCUCCAUUAGCUCAUGAUGUCAUUUCAAAAAUCUAAAAUCUUAGCUAAAUCACGCGUAUCGGCUAUCAGGGAGGCGAAGGCCUAGUACUAUAUAUUGCUAUUCAUCCAGGAGACUCAGCU